AUGGGAAACGAAUGUUGUAAAAAACAACCAAGAAAAAUACCACAUCCGCCUCAUCAUCCACCAUCAGAAGAACCUUCCGAUGACGACACAGAAAAUGGUGGUGUUAAUGAUCUUUCAACCAAACCUUUAUCUAUAAAUAGAAAACACAAACCUAGUGACAUUAAAGUUGCUGAUGAGGAAGCUUUCAAUGAUCCGUUUAUUCAACAACGUCAAAAGGCAAUAGAUAAUAGUUCGUAUCGAUCGAAAAUUGAAUCAUGGCAGCCAAGCUCACUUGAACAUCUUUCACGUUUGAUCAAAGAUCUAUCUAGAGGUAAAUCAAUAAUUGAUCGUCAUUGGAUUAUAUUCUAUUGGAUUGCAUUUAAUAUUCAAUAUGAUACAGUAUCUUAUUUUUCAAAAGAUUAUAAAGAUCAAACAGCAGAAGGAGUUUUUCUAUCAAAGAAAGGUGUUUGUGCUGGUUAUGCUAAUGUUUAUAAGUAUCUAUGUGAUCAAUUGGAACUGCCAUGUGAAGCCGUCGGUGGAUAUUCGAAAGGGUAUGGAUUUGACGAUCGAGACGGUGCAAAAUCAAUGGAAACUGAUCAUGCAUGGAAUGUUGUUGAAAUUUAUCAUCAUUGGUAUCUAAUGGAGUCAACAUGGGGCGCUGGACAUCUUGAUGACCAAAAACAAUUUAAACGUGAAUUGGCAUCAUACUAUUUUCUUCCACGUCCAAACGAAAUGAUUUAUCAUCAUUUACCAGAAGAUCCAAAAUGGCAAUUGCUAAAAAGUCCAAUUAACAGGGAACAAUAUUUACAAUUGCCGAAACUUCGUCCAGAUUAUUUUGAAUUUAAACUUGAUAUGAUUCAGCCACGGUAUCGAUGUUUUAUUGAUUUCGAACAAAAUAAAUCCUAUGGAUUGAUUAUUAUGAGUGCACCAGUUGGAAUAACUCUGACAGCUAAUUUAAAACAACAUGAUAAAGUUAUUCCAUUUAGCGAUCAAACUAUUUUUAAUAAAAAGAAACGCUGCCAUUAUUGUUACUUUGCCCCACCUAAUAUCGGUCAAUACAGAGCUAAUGUUUAUGCAAAACAUGAUGAUACAGAUGUUGGCGUUUAUCGAUGUGUACUUGAUUUAAAAUUUGAUGUAAAAGCAAUGCCUGAAAAUCCAAUAAGUUAUCCAAAACUUUGGAAGAACUUUUUUGAUUAUAGAAUAGAUAUUCUUUCACCAUUAAAUACACAUUUAAUCAAUAUUGGCAAGAAUAAGAAAUAUGGAGAAAUAAUACUGCGUACACGACCGGACGUCGUAUUAUUAGGUGAACUUAAAAAUGAAAAUGAGGAAAUAAUAAAGGGUGGCGAUCAAGUUUAUUAUGAUAGAGAAAAAGAUUUUUGGAGGUGUCAAUUUGCUCCGAAUAAAAAUGGACUCUUCAAUGCACUUAUACUUGCUAAGAAAAAAUCCAAUCCGGGCAGUUACACUUCUACUAUACUAUUUCAAAUUAAUACCAACAAUGCUUUACGACACUUUGUAUCGUUUCCAAAGACAUGGGAAACUUUUUAUAAUCUUGGUUUGAAAAUAGUAUCUCCAAUUGAUGAAGGUAUCAUUGUAUUAAAUGAUAAAACACCAUAUGCUAAAAUACUUAUUAAAACUCCGAAAGACAUUCUUCUAUUGAGUCAACUGCAAAACGAAAAAAAUGAAGAGAUUUCCAAUGGGGCAAACAUUCAUUAUGAUGCCGAUGAAGAUAAAUGGUUAUGUACAUUCGCACCUGAUCAACGUGGAAUCUUUGAAGGCCUUAUUCUUGCUAAGAAAAAAUCUGAUUCAGAACUUUAUACUUCUGCUGUAUCAUUUACUCUCGACGUAAAACAACGUUCUUCGAAAGCAGUUUACUUACUUGAUACUACUCAAGUUUAUUAUGAUCUGAGUCUUGAAGUCUUACCUCCACAUGAUCAAAAUAAAAUUAUCUUGCCGGAAAAAAACAAUUACGUUGAAAUAUGUUUAAAAACUCCUGAUACUGUUGAUCUUCUUGCUAAAUUGAAGAACUCGACUAAAACGGAAAUUCCAUAUUCAUAUCAACUUUAUUAUGAUCGACAUAAAAAUAUUUGGCGUUGUAAAUUCGCACCCAAUAAUAAAGGUAUUUUCUAUGCUACUAUUUUGGCCAAGAAAAAGUCUGAACGUGGUCUAUACUCAGCUGCUGUUACUUUUCCCAUCGAAGUGAAUCAUAUCCCUUCAUCAAAUUUAACAUUUCCAACUACUCUACAAUCAUUCUUUGAUUAUGAUCUUAAAAUUAAAUCACCACGCUCACGUGCCUCACCUAAAUGGUCAGAAAAAUCAUCGUAUACCGAAGUUCUUAUUCAAGCACCCGAUGAUAUUCAAUUAUCUUCUAGUAUGCAACGCAAUAAGAUGCCUGUAGAAAACGGUUCAUUGGCGCAAUAUGAUCAUGAAAGACAACUUUGGCAAUUUUUAUUUGCACCUGAACAAACAGGUUCACAUGAAUUAAUUAUUUUUGCUAAACGAAUCAAUGACACAGAUACAGCAGCUGGUGCAGUUGCUAUUUUUCCAUUGAAUGUUACAAAAGUUGAACAGCCAAUGAAAUUCCCUCUGAUUUAUACACAUUUUGAAACAACAAAAUGUCAAAUUUACAAUCCUCUAUAUGGAAUUUUGAAACGAAAUACAACUGUACCAAUUCAUUAUUGUAUUCCUGGUGCAAUAUCUAUUAUGAUAACAGCUGGAGCUAGAACACUUCGAGGUGAAGGUUAUACAGAUCCGAUUUUUCAACGUGAAAUAACUGUUGGUUCUGAAGAAAUUAUUAUUCAUGCAAAAUAUGGGCAAAAUCCGCACUAUACGACUUUGAUAAAAUAUUCUGUUGAAUAA
Rotaria socialis is the source of this 2835-nucleotide messenger RNA. NCBI's taxonomy places the organism in Eukaryota, Metazoa, Rotifera, Eurotatoria, Philodinida, Philodinidae. The record is from the annotation of a GenBank genome assembly.